AUGCCGUGGGAAUAUAAAAAUGUCUAUUUCGUGGACCCGGCCGAAACGAACGAAAAAUUAAUCGAAUUAAUUUGUGAGGGUGAAUAUGUGUUGUUACACGGUCCACGUACUUCCGGGAAAAUCCACUCCACGCGAACUUUACGAGCAAUGGAUCAACUGGAAGAAAAAGGAUACAUUUGCAUCUAUUAUUCUUUUAGCUAUUUAUCUGAAAAUGUUGAUGGAUUUUGGACAACUGUUGCCAGAGGUACCAGGAGGGAACUAGCUGAAAAAUAUAGGAUUAAACUCGGGGAAACUAAAUCUUAUAAAAAUCUCAUAAUAUAUCCUGAAAGAUUCAGAGCAUGA
Funneliformis caledonium is the source of this 342-nucleotide messenger RNA. NCBI's taxonomy places the organism in Eukaryota, Fungi, Glomeromycota, Glomeromycetes, Glomerales, Glomeraceae. The record is from the annotation of a GenBank genome assembly.